Molecule: messenger RNA, 2964 nt
Organism: Phytophthora sojae
Lineage: Eukaryota; Oomycota; Peronosporomycetes; Peronosporales; Peronosporaceae
Exons: 2
Coding region: 1-2964 (987 amino acids)
Source: RefSeq, a predicted model, not a curated record
AUGGAAGAGGUCGGCGACAAUGCGGGGACGCCUCGCAGCGGACCGCCGGGCCCGGCACAACCUCCGCACGCCCCUCCAGCUGGAGAGGGCGCUGCGGGUGCCAACUCGGGCUCAGGCGGAAACGCUGGUGAAGCGCGCGGCGAGCGCACGUCUUCUGGCGGCGUCAAUCACGUUGAUGGCGACGUCGAGAUGUCCAGCGCUGACGGCAUGGACGAUCACUCGCACAGCCAGGCGCCGUCGGAGGCGUCUGACAAUAACAGCGACGAACACAGUGGGCGCAUCCUGAAGACCGAGGGCGACACGAUGGAAGAGCGCCUGGCAGCCAAGAAACGCAGCAUUCCUGGGCGCGUCCUGUCCGUGGUCGAGGCGCUCAACAUGCCUGCGGGUAGCGGCCUUCCGGCGCGACGCAAUCCUGCGCCACCAUCCAGUCCGGGUAUGACCGCAAGCUGGGAGGCACCGAGUGGGUAUGCACCGGAUGGCGCGUUUCGUUUCGUUGGGGUUCCUGCUCACAUGCGUCACCUCGAAGACGACCGCUACAUGCGUGACGGAUACGCUGGUCUCGAAGUGCUCACCACGAUGAAAUGCUUCUCAGCGAUGGACCUGGCGGGCCUGAAUAAGCUGGUGGGCGAGGCCGAGAACGUGAACGAGUUCUUUCUUCGACCUCGUGCCGGGCCACCACCCCGUCCGACCGAGUUGGGGGCGCUGCUCGACUCUGUCCAGAUGCGUCGUGAGCUGGCAUCAAUCUUGUCGGUCUACGAUCCUCACGAUCUGGCACUGCGUGCAUUCAGUAUGACUACGUUCAUGCGCCGCUUGUUGAUCCGGUACCGGACCAUUCGCGGGGAGAUGCAGGCGACCGGGUCGUCCGCGAUCGAGAAGCUGUUGACCGCCCAGAAGGAGAGCUCCCAGUUCGAGGCUCACGUCACGCGGCUGCAGGGACAAUGGAGAGCUGUCUUCAAUGACCUCAAAGAGACGAAAGAGGCAACAGCGGCACGGUACCGGGCGGACUUCAAGAAACUCAUGGCGGAACACGAGGUCGAGAAACAAACGCUACGAGACCGAAUCGCUGGCUUGGCGUUCAAGCUCAAAACAUCCAGUACGUGGGUCGAGUCCCUCGAGUCUCAGGUCUUCAACGUCGACCGCAUGAUGAACUUCCUUAACAGGAACCAGACUAAGGUGACUGGCAACUGGAAGCGUCUGGAGGAGUCUUCAAGCACCACCGAUCCGACUCUGAUCUCAGUCACGUCUGCAGAUGACGCAUUCACCGAUCCCGGGCCGUUCGAGUUCCGACACGACGGCGAUACCGACACGGAAGAGAAGGGUAACGACGGGUCUGAAUCGAGUGAGGGCGGCACAGGGUCGCGGGGCAAGCGCGUCACUAUCGUGGACGUCACAGGCGAGGCUACACCCGGUAAGACUUCCUCGUCAGAACGUCGAUCCAGUGGCGGCAAGCGUCGUCACAAGGCGGUGGCUCGGGUCGUGAAUCGCCCCAUAGCCUGGGAUCCCAACGAGGAAGAUGCGCGCCCCAUGGACCAAGAAUAUCCAGUCGAUGAAAACCUUGCACGCGCUUCACUCGCCGGGUUUCCCGUUGUGUGGCGCAAGCUUCGGAUGGAUCUUCAGCUGGCCAUGCGGACUGGAUUGACGUACUCGGAAGCCACGACUCUGUUGAACAGUGACGAAAUGGCCCAUCACCUGUUCCAUCCUUACGAUCUGUCCUGCAUGCUGGCUCAGAUGAUGUACGGGAACCAACUGGACAAGGCUUAUUGGACAACCUACGUGCCAGAACGAUACUUCCUCCGCGCGGAGAGCAUACUGGAUCGCUACGCACAGGAUGGCCUCGAACCGGAUCGGUGGCCCGACCAGAUGGACCCCACACAAGAUGACAGUGAGCUGCUCUUGGGCGAGAACGAAGAGGACGUUGACAACGAGGAUCGUGAUGGCAACUGGGAACCCAGCGAGGAGGCUCAAGCCAAGAUCGACCGGAUGGAAGCUCGUGAGGCAGCAGCACAACAGGAUGACACGGAGGUACCGGACGCCAACGCUGCACCGGAUCUCGUUUUGCCUUCGACUCGUCGUCCCAAGCGCAGGGCUAGUUCAGUGUCAUCUCAAUCGGAUUCAGCCACCACUGGAUCUGGCAAGGAACGCAAGAAGUCUCGACCUGGUGAUGAACGCAAGAAGUCUCCACUCGCUCGCAAGGAGAUGAAAGAUCUUACUCCUGAAGAGCUGACCGUGAUCGAGGAACCGGGUCGAGGCAUCACUUCGUGGUACCACAAGGGCAUCCUGACCACUUUUGCACCCAGUACGACUUACGCCGUCUACCAGUCCGCAGGUUUCCCUGACUACGCACCGAACCACAACGGCGGGACGGGGCCACUCAAGGAUCGCUUCAAUGUGGACGAGUACCGGGCGAUCAUGGAGACCCGACCGGGCGAGCGGAUGUACAAACGUCGUGUCAUCAACCUCCUCUUCCACAAGCGUUACGCCUUGGGAGUGAAGGUCCACGUCGUGCUGACCAAGAUCGUGAAGUUCAUGAAGGACAACGCGCUGGUCAUCUGGUACGCGGGACACUGGGUGACGUAUCCAGAGGACUCGUCGUAUGGGGUGAAGGAGAAAAAGAAACGCAAGGGUCUGCAUGAUCCUGUCAUCAAGAAAUACGCCGAGUUGAUCACCGAACUUCUGAAAGCAGGAGCCCCGAAGACGAUUCUGUACGAGCCGGGCAUCUGGGUAUAUCCUGCGAAGGUCUGUCCCUGGAUCCUGUUUGACAAGUCCGAGAAGAAACCGGAUGGGAAGCCGUACACGAUGGCCGAGCAGCUCGAAAUCCUGGAUCGCGAAGAACCGGCUCGCAUCCAGUGGACAGGGUGGACCCUCGAUAGGAUCAUCGCGGAUCGUCCGGCGCACAUCCGGAAAAUGCUGCUGUCUCCCGAUGAGCGUGCCAACAACUGGGUCUGCGCUGAUCACCGUAGCUAG